AGGGCUCUGGGGGUGGGGGCUUUUCCCAGUCUUCUGACGUAGAAAGUACGCCGGGAUGCCCGCCCCGGCUUCUUAAGGAGCGCGGCGGCGGGCACGGAAAGCGCCCUGCCCGGCCCUCCCUGCACGCCGGAGCGCCGAGUGACACAAUGGAUUUUGGUAACAGGGGGAGGAUCCACUGCAACAUGAGGCUCACCUACUUUCUGCUGGUCAUGGGAAUGUUCUGCCUGACACCUUCCCUCUGCCAUAGCCAGAUUGAUCCACUGGCUCUUGGGCGAGCAGACCCUCAGUGCUGGGAAUCCUCCUCAGCUGUCUUACUGGAGAUGAGGAAGCCUCACAUUUCUGACUCUGUCAGUGGCUUUUGGGACUUCAUGAUCUUCCUGAGAUCAUCAGAAAACUUGAAACAUGGGGCUCUGUUCUGGGACCUGGCUCAGCUAUUCUGGGAUAUCUAUGUGGACUGUGUGCUCUCCAGAACCCACGGCCUAGGAAGAAGACAGCUUGCAGAAGCUCAACAGAGGAUCACUACCCUGGCUUCUCAGUUCACAGGGAGAAACCAAGGGAUGUUCACUCAUAUUCAGAGGUCACCAGUUCUGAGGAAGAGAGACUUGUUUGAAGAUUUAAUAAAAAAACACAAGCAUAAAAGUAGAUCUAUGUUACUUGGAAGAAUCAUUGGAGAGCUCGGGGAAAAGAAGAAACAACAUAUUUAAUCCAAGAACACAAUUUGUAUUUAUUUUUUUUAACUGUUUCUCUUUUCUUUUUGCAUUUUAAGUUUUCAUUU
This is a messenger RNA of Coturnix japonica (Japanese quail), 775 nucleotides long. Its product is annotated as protein FAM237A-like. The record is from RefSeq and is a predicted model, not a curated record. Lineage: Eukaryota; Metazoa; Chordata; Aves; Galliformes; Phasianidae.